This is a messenger RNA of Dentiscutata erythropus, 355 nucleotides long. NCBI's taxonomy places the organism in Eukaryota, Fungi, Glomeromycota, Glomeromycetes, Diversisporales, Gigasporaceae. The record is from the annotation of a GenBank genome assembly.
AUCUGCGAAUUUUGAUUCUCAUCAAUGGAGUACAGCAAUAACUUAUGAAAAAACUAAUGUGCAAGAUUCAUAUCGUAAUAAAUCUUCAUUACAAUGUACAAUAAAUUCAUCUAAAAGAAAGCAAAAACAAAAUACAAAACAAUCGCCAAUUACAACAAAACCUAAAAAAAAAGCUCGCUUUAACAAAGAAUCUAUUUCCAAUGAAUCUUCUUUAACAUAUGAACAAGAACAACAGUUAGAUAUUGAUUAUAAAAAAUUAACAGUUCAAAAGAGUUUGAACGAUGAACUUGAAAGAGAAAUUAGACUUCGCCAACAACUUAAAUCAUUAUGUAAUACUGAACCUAAUGAUAAAUAA